Molecule: messenger RNA, 397 nt
Organism: Gilbertella persicaria
Lineage: Eukaryota; Fungi; Mucoromycota; Mucoromycetes; Mucorales; Choanephoraceae
Exons: 1
Coding region: 27-278 (83 amino acids)
Source: RefSeq, a predicted model, not a curated record
CUUCUUCUUCUUUAGUUGAACUGAACAUGUUUAAAGCUGUCUUGAUCUUAAGUAUCAUCUUGUGUAUGUCUAACUUGGUUCAUGCUGGGCCUGCACUCUAUGGUUUAUGCCAAACUGGAUGCAACACACUUGUUGUUGCCUGCUAUGCAGCAGCAGGUUUCGUGUUUGGCACUAUUACGGCUGGAGCAGGUACUCCUCUUGUGAUUUUGGGUUGUAACUCUGCUCAAGGCGUUUGUAUGGCUGCUUGUGCUGCCGCUCUUCUUGCGCCAACACCCUAACUAUUCCUAUUGGCAUAUUUGAAAUGUAUUAGCUUCUGGUUCAUCGUCGUUUCUCUUUUUCUUAUCAUUAGCUAGCCUUGUUUUCUAAUAAAUUGCCUCAAAUACAAUAAAACCAUGAA